Molecule: messenger RNA, 4795 nt
Organism: Gadus morhua (Atlantic cod)
Lineage: Eukaryota; Metazoa; Chordata; Actinopteri; Gadiformes; Gadidae
Product: KIAA0586 ortholog
Exons: 26
Coding region: 324-4643 (1439 amino acids)
Biological process (GO): smoothened signaling pathway
Cellular component (GO): centriole; ciliary basal body
Source: RefSeq, a predicted model, not a curated record
UGUCAAAUUGGAAUGCACCCGACGCCACGGAAACCGGAAGACGUCAGGUUGUUGUCAGCAACAACUGCUGUCUGUUAUUAUCAAAUUUCCUUAUCGCUUGAGGUCAACAAUGUGUCCAGGGUUUAGAGUCUGGACAUCGGGAGAAUCAUCUGUCGUUUACAUGAGGAGAUCGUAGCGAGUUUGUGGUUUUUCUCGUUUCUUCUUUCUUUCUUCGUUGUUGGCGGAGCGGGAAAUUUAAAAACAUCGCCCCACUCGGCUUCCGUAGCGCGACAACAACACGACUCCUCAUCCUCAACAAAACACCUGUACGUUAUGAUGUCGUCAUGAGGACGUUCUCCUGGGUACCGGGUGAGAGCGGGCUGGAAGACGUGUCCACCUGCAGCUCUGAUGCCGGCAACGUCCUUAUCCGCUCAACCACUACAGUCCUGUCCAAACCCAGCCACCCAGACCAGUCCAAACCCAGCCAUCCAGACCAGUCCAAACCCAGCCCCUCAGACCAGUCCAAACCAAGACCCCCAGACCGAGUCCACCCAGGGACCAGGGAGCCUGGUCAGCGACCACAGACGUCAAAUAAGGACAAGCUGAAGCCAGGGACUAGUCGGUCGAUGGUUGACCAUCUAGUGCAGACGAACCAGUCUCCUAUACUGGUGGACCAAUCUCGAGCACUGAAGGAAAAGUCUCCUUUACUGGUGGACCAGUCCCCAGUACUGACGGACCAGUCCCCAGUACCGACGGACCAGUCUCCAGUGGUUCUGUUUUCAGGUCAGGAGGUUCUCACUGCUAACCACCCUUUCCAAGGCCUCCAACACAGGUCCCACAGCGCCCCCAGGAGGCUAGAGGGGGAGGUGCAGUUCUCGGAUCCCGUCCCUAACCCUGAGACUGGCUGUCUGUCGUCAUGCCAACAGGGAGCUGUUACCGCGGCGACGCUAGCCGCUACAGCACCUCUGAUCCAAGCUCAGAGUCAGUUGGAGUUCCGGGUUUCCCAGCUGACGGAUGCUUUGAGGAGGUUCCAGGAGAUGAAAAGCCCUCAGGAUGAGCUGAGCUGCAGAACCUCAGAUCAUCUGCUGCACAGACUGGAGAUCCUUCAGAACCAGCACCUGCUGCUGCAGAGGCACCUUCUGGACUCCACCUGCAAGAUGAGCAUAGGCCACGCCCCCGUGACCCCUGACCCCCCCUCGACCCUUCACCUUUCCCCUCCUGCUGCACCUCCUCACUCAGUGUCAUCUGGUCAGGCCUGGCCCCUCCUGACCAAUCAGAGAAGACCAACCAAACACAUGACCAGCCAUAGUCCCGGGAACUCCAAGGAAACCAAGGACCUCCGGCCAUCAGGGACCAGGAGAGGAGCUUCAAGGGUUCCCAUAUCAACCAGACGUGUUUCAGAAAGUCGGACCCAGCGGGCCAAUCAGGUGGGAGGAGGGCCUGUCCAGUCAGCCAUCCUAUCAGCUCCCGGUGGAUGUUCUCCAACCAUGGUUCCCUCUGUCCCAGCACCUCCUCCUCCUCUCUCUGCUCCUCCUUUCUCUGCUCUAGCUCCUCCUGCUCCUCUCUCUGCUCCUCCCCUCUCUGCCCUAGCUCCUCCUCCUCCUCUCUCUGCUCCUCCUCUCUCUGCUCCUCCCCUCUCUGCUCCUCCUCUCUCUGUCCUAGCUCCUCCUCCUCCUCCUCUCUAUGCUCCUCCCCUCUCUGCUCUUGCUCCUCCUGCUCCUCCUCUCUCUGCCCUAGCUCCUCCUCCUCCUCUCUCUGCUCCUCCCCUCUCUGCCCUAGCUCCUCCUGCUCCCUCCGUGGUGCAGGAGGCGGCUCUGGUUCUCCGGGACGUCCGCAGACAGCGGAAGGUUCUGGAGGAGAACGUGGACGCCAUGCUGAGAGCCCGCGACACUGAGGCUCUGCACCUUCAGCUGGACGCCCUGUCGGCCAACAGGGACUGCAGCGAGGCUUUGAGGGUCAGGAGGACGGUGGACGCGUGGAUCAACCGUCUGUCACAUGACCCCCAGACCUCCUCUCCUCCCACCGCUGCUCCUCGAGGAGGAGGAGGAGGAAGAGGAGGAGGAGGUCCCUCGCUGCCGGCCAGGAAGGCGGGGCCAAGGCCACUGGGCGUUCCCAGGCAACCAGGCGGUGUCAAGGCAGGAAGAGGAAGUAGGCGACAGCAGCCCAACGCCAGAUCAGCCGUGGACCAGGACCAGGACCAGGACCAGGCUCCAGCCAGGGGUCCGGGGCCCUCCUCCAGGGGCGCCCUGAAGAAGACCCCCUACCUCAGACCCCCCUCCCCGGGCCCCCCCAGACACAGGGACCCGGCCAGACCCCCACCGGUGGACGGCGGCCGGUGUGAGACGCCCUACAGGGGGGUGGACCCCCAGAGGGUCUACAGGACCCUGGUGGAGAGAGGAGUCCAGAUGAAGUCUAUUAGAACUCAGACCGAUCCAUCUGCCACUCCCCCCCGGUUGCCGAGACAACCGGUCCAGGACGACUGCAGCCACGCCCCCGUUACCCACGGCAACCAGCGUUCCCAGGACAGGGCCCAGCACUGGCUCCCCGUGGCCGUCCCCCUCGGUCAGGAGCUCGUAACUGGGCUGUCGUCCAGACGACCGCUGAUACAACUUCCAAAGACGUCCAACAUAGCCGCCGCGCACCCAACCACUGGAUCCAACAUGGCCGCCGCGCACCCAACCGCUGGAUCCAACAUGGCCGCCGCGCACCCAACCGCUGGAUCCAACAUGGCGGCCAUUGAAGUCCCCAGUGGAUCAAACAUGGCGGACAUUGAAGUCCCCGAUGGAUCCAAAAUGGCGGACAUUGAAGUCCCCAGUGGAUCCAACAUGGCUGCCGUGGAAGUCCCCAAUGGAUCCAACAUGGCUGCCGUGGAAGUGUUGAAUCAGAGAGCAACAGUUGAACUACAGAUCGUCACAGAAAGGAGUGAUGAAGAAGAGGAGGAGGAGGAAGAGGUGCUCUUCCCAGGAACGGGUUUCCUCUCUGUAGUGGAUGUUGUUCAGGAGGACAGUGUUCAGGAGGAGCUGCUCAUCGAGGUCUCUGGACAUCGCUCCCCUCCCGCUGCUCUCUACCACGGCCCGGCCUUCCCCCCCUCCACCUCCGCCGCCCCCCUCCCUGCCCAGGACCAGGCCUCCGCUCUGGGCCUCAUCCAGCGGGGAGACGCCCUGGAGAACCGGCUGCUGGAGUGGGUGGAGCAGCAGGUGAUGACCAGGGUCAUCUGUCAGCUGUACAGCCCCCCUCCCCCUGACCCCGCCCUCAAUGAAACGAGUGGCCAAUCAGAGGCCGAGGAGGAGAGCGUCACCUCGGGGUCACACCGUUCACCCGAGGGCCCUGCUGGGGUCGGUUCCCCUCUGCUCCGCCGGUACGUCAGGGAGGUUCUGGUGGAGACCGGGACCCUGAUGCUGUCCCAGAGAGACCCGCCGGGACCGGGACCGGGACCAGGACCAGGACCGGGACCGGGGACGGCAGAGCAGCUGCUGGUGUCCACCCCAGCUCCGACCCCAGUACCCAGCCCAGUCCCGGACCCGGACCCGGACAGUCCCCAGAGCCCCCCCCUGCAGACCCCCCCCCCCUCCGGAGCCCCCAGCCCGGAGCCAGCAGAACCCUGGCCCUCACACACAGUGGCUGACGUGGAGCUGGUGGCCACGCCCACCCCCACCCCGGAGCCACGCCCCCUGGAUGACGACCCGCCAAUCAUGGCUGAGGGGACCCCCGACUCACACUCACUGGUGAAACCUGCAUCUGAGGGGAACUUGCCCCUCCCCCCUGCUCCUCCCCCUGCCUCCCCCCCGGCCCUCCCCCCUCAGGACCACAGUGUGUGUACUAGUACGGCUGGUAGUACUAGUACUGCUGGUAGUACCAGUACUGCUGGUAUCAGCCUGAGCACCAGCAGCAGCAGCCUGGUGGCGGCCAGGGGGGCGGAGCCUGCAGUGAGACACAUCUCAGAGGGAGAGCUGCUGGUCAGCUGCUACUACCCCACAGAAGACGGCAGUUUCUCCAGUUCUCUGCGUGAGCUUCAGGAGAUGGACUACGACCCUCCUAGUGAAGGACAGGUCGGAGGUCAUGACCCCACGCUGACCCUGCUGGCCAGGAUCGACCAGGAAGUCACGCUCUCUGAGCCCCGCCCCCAACCUGAGGGGUCCUGGGGGGAGGAGGAGGAGGAGGGGGAGGAGGUGAGCAUCGGGGAGGUCAGGGGGGGUCACACAUCCUCGCUAGCGGACCCCCGGCAACAACGGACUACAAACUCCCAGAGGACUACAAACCCCAGCAGGAGUAGGAGGGGGGGAGGAGGAGGAGGAGGAGGAGGAGGAGGAGGAGAAGGAGGAGAAGGGGAGCAGGAGAAGAGCGACACCGCGACGGCAGGGUUACGCUACGCACCGACCAAUCAGGGCCCGGUAACCAUGGGAGACCUAAAGGCCGAGCCAAUCGGUGAAGCUGUGAUGAACUCCUCGCUUCAGGCCGACCAAUCACACUCACCCCAACCGAUGGAGAGCACACCUAAGUCCUCCAGGCCUCUGGAGGCUCUCAGAGCACAACCUACCAUGGUGAGACCCUACGACCCCACCCUGCCAGGGGAACAGGAACAGGAAGUGAUGCGUGGCCGCAGGAAGCUUCAGGUCCUUCUUCCCUCGCUGAUCAACGAGGAAGAGGAGGAUGAGGAUAACUGAUGAUGUCAUCGGCCAGAGGGGAGGAGGGAGGUUUUACUACUAUACGAUAAUGUUUUUUAUUGAUAUUUUCAAAUAAAUGCUUGUCUAAAUUUGACGCUUGACUGAUGAUGAUCGUGUUCGUUCUGGUAAUCUCAAAUAAACAUUUAAAUAUC